AUGACGCUCUUAGCCCUGCAUGCUACGCACGUUAUUACAAUAGCUGUCACUGCUGCUCUGCUGCGUUCCUACUGCUGUCGCUACUCUGCUGCUGCUGCUGCUGCUACUGCUGCUGCUACUGCUGCUGCUGCUGCUGCUGCUGCUGCUGCUGCUGCUGCUGCUGCUGCUGCU
Molecule: messenger RNA, 171 nt
Organism: Gongylonema pulchrum
Lineage: Eukaryota; Metazoa; Nematoda; Chromadorea; Rhabditida; Gongylonematidae
Source: the annotation of a GenBank genome assembly